This is a messenger RNA of Lepisosteus oculatus (spotted gar), 2635 nucleotides long. NCBI's taxonomy places the organism in Eukaryota, Metazoa, Chordata, Actinopteri, Semionotiformes, Lepisosteidae. The record is from RefSeq and is a predicted model, not a curated record.
UAGUCAGGAGUGUGAGUGUGUGAAUUCAGGGGGAGUGUGAGAGCAGAGGGACAGCAGUGUCUCUAGCAGUGUCUCCAGACCAGUCAGGUGCCUCUGUCCUUUCUCAUCUCUAGAUCAUUUUACAUCAAAAUAGUCUCAACCUUUCCCUCCCCCCCCAUCAGGGUCUGUCUCCAGGGGCUCCAUUGUCACUAUGGAAACGCUUUGCGCCCAAUAACGUGUGUCAUUUGAAGGUGAAAGUUUGCUCUCUCUCUCCCCCACAAUUCUGCUGUUAACGCUCAGCCAGCCAGAGCCCAGUCGGAGAGAGUGAGACCAGGAAUGACCUGGUGUCCAGGCCCUGUGUGUUCGUACUCAGUCCUGUCUGUCAUGGCUCUCCUCUUUGCUUGUUCACAACCUCCCAGGUUUGACUCCUCUCUCCUCUAACCCUCAUGUUGGGAGUUGGAGGGGGGGUGCAGUAAUCUGAGCUACUGCCACACAGCUCCGGGGUCCUGGGCUGGAUUUGGGCCUUGAGUGUCUGUCUGUGUGGAGUUUGCAUGUUCCCCUUGUGUUCCUGAGGAUUUUCACCGGCUGCCCCAGUCUCCACCACUUCUAACACAGGACUGUGUAACAGGCGUCCUGUCUGGAUGGAGAGCGGCCGUGUCCUGUGUCCAGACUUGCGUCUUAGUGACCCUCACUGGGAUGGGGGGUUUAUUGUGCCGGUAGGAUGUUUCUCUGCUUUGACUGUGUCUCUUCUGCAGCUGGUAAAACCCGGAGCGGAACAGUGGACUGCGCCGCAGCAGGAGUCUCAUCAGCCCUUCUGUCGCGUUUCAGUUUGGACUCGCCCGUCUCUCUCCUCUCUCGCAGAGCUGCAGCGGGGCCCCGGGGCUGGCCGAUCUCGAGGCGGGGUGCAGCUGUAUGACACCCCCUAUGACGAGAGGCGCCGGGGCCGGGGGGCGGACCCCGAGGGGGCGCGGGAGAGCCGACUGCCCCAGGACGACGAGCGGCCCGCUGACGAGUAUGACCAGCCCUGGGAGUGGAAGAAAGAUCACAUCUCCAAGGCCUUCGCAGUGCAGUUUGACGGGGCUGACUGGGAGCGCUCCUCACCCUCCCCUGACAGACUGCGGCCCCCCAGGUGCAGCCCCCUUGGAGGGGGGGGCACCAAAUUCCGCAAGGCAUCUGAGCCCCCCAUGCUGCUGGGCGAGAGGGUGGACCCCACACUGCCGCUGGAGAAACAAGUCUGGUACCAUGGAGCCAUCAGCCGCUCGGAGGCCGAGGCCCUCCUGACGCUGUGCAAGGAGUGCAGCUACCUGGUGAGGAACAGCCAGACCUGCCGCGCCGACUACUCCCUGUCCCUCAGGAGAGCCUGUGCUGAGGAACACGCCUGUACGUCCGCUCAGAGGCAGGAACGUGCACACACAGGCCCGCCUGGUGCACAGAGCCGUGAUUGCCUCAUGAUGGGUUCUGCACAUCAAGGCCGGUCCUGGCCUGUGCUCAGGCGUGGGGAGCUGUGACUCACACCCGGUCUGCACCCUGGGCUGUGUUCCUCCUCGCGCUGCCUGAUGCGGGAUUCGAGGAUCAAACCCCUUCCCUUCUGUCUCUUGUCCCCACUUCUCCCUCUCCUUCUGUCCGGCUGUUCCUCUCUCUCUGUGUGUGUGUGUGUGUGUGUGUGUGUGUUCUGCUGGCAGUAAUGACUAACCCUGACCGGCCAAUUACAGCCCUCCUCUCUCCGCUGCUAUAAUUAGAGCAGCAUCAAGCCCGCCCCCCCCCCGUCUCUUAAAGGGGAGGCACUGUCUCUCUCUCUCUCUCCUGCUCCCGGAUGGCAGCUUUGUUUCUGUCUCUCCCCUGGUCCUCUCCCUCCUCCUCAACCCGCUCCGUUCUCUCCUGUCAGCAGUAGAUUGUUUUGCCUUGAGUCGUCAGCCCCUCUGGCUGAGUGCGUCUGUUCCCCAUCGCGCAGCUAAUGAGAGCAAUUACACGAGUUCCCGUCAGCUCUGGUACAGAGAGCCAGCGCUGCGGUCGUGCGCAGAGACCCUUUCCUUCCUCUUCCGUCUUUCGCUGGUCGCCGUGUCUCUCGCUGGACCCUGGGUUCUGACCAGACUCCCUGCAGCUCAGCGAUCUGCAUUCUGUCUGUUUGCUUUUGAGCAAUGGUGUGCGAGCAAUUGUGCUGGUGUAUGCACAAGUGUGUGUGUUUGUGUGUACGAGUGUGCGCAGGUUCGCCAGUCGGCGUGGGUUCACCAGUCAGUGUCAAGCAAGUGUGCAGGCGCACGUUUGUGCGUGUACAAGCGUGCGCGCGCGCGUGUGCAUGUGUUUUUUGUGUGUGUGCGCGUGUGCGUGUAUGAGUAUGUGCAUGUGCUUGUGUUUUUGUGUGUGUGUGUGUCGAGUGUGUUGGGAGUGUGCGUAGGUUCGCCAGUCAGCGUGGGGAUGAAGUGUUAGGAGUUACUCUCUCUGGGGGCACGGACGCCGUGGUGCUGUUCCUGCAGUGUGAACGAAUUUGUCCCCCUGUGCAGCUUCACGCUGGUGGAGUGGAGAGGAGAGUCCGGGUGCAAGUGUUUGGCAAUGCGGUGGCCCUGCUGCACCAGUGCCAAGCCAGAGUGUGAGUGUGAGUGUGAGUGUGAGUGUGAGUGUGAGUGUGAGUGUGAGUGUGAGUGUGAGUGUGAGUGUG